CUCCUGCACCAGGGAUACAGCCUUCUGCGUGGACUCUAAGUCGGUGCCCAAGAACCUGCCUUCAGAGGUCAUCUCCCUGACACUGGUGAAUGCUGCCUUCUCAGAGAUCCAGGACGGAGCCUUCUCCCACCUGCCACUGUUGCAGUUCUUGUAUGGAUGGCUUUGUGGAAGGGCGGGUGGGAACAUGGUAGAACUCGACAGAUGCUGAACUGGGGUGAGAGUAGAUGGAGGGAGGGCUUGAAAAUGCAGAUGCCCCAAUAGAGUAUGCUGGGGAAGGUGGAGUGACAUGGGGUCAGGAAUCCAGGCCGCAGGGAACCUACACACAGAAGCCAAGAGUGUGGGAUGGGGAAUGUAGACUCCACAUCUCUAGAGGGUCCAGGGAGUUGGGUUGGAAUGGUCUGGCCCAGUGCCAGAGACUGGCCACUUCUGGGAAGGGGGUCGUUCUAAACACAGGUGACCCUAGGGAUCACAGUUCUGGAGGCAUGGUGGACAGCAGGGCUAGAGUAGGUGAGGGUGAGGAUGAGGAUAAGAAGACUGGAUGAGGAGAUGCCAUGGAAGUGAGCCAGGAGCCAACUUGGCAGGAUAACUUUGCCUCCCACCAUAUCCAGGAGCAAACAAGGGAGCUUGUGGCAUGGGAACAAGUUCACACCUGGCCAUGCUGUCCAAGGGUCCUGAGGUUACUCAACUCCAACAAGUUCACGCUGAUUGGAGACAACGCCUUCACAGGACUGUCGCACCUGCAGUACCUCUUCAUAGAAAACAAUGAUAUCUGGGGUCUCUCCAAGUUUACCUUCAGAGGAUUGAAGUCCUUGACACACCUCUCUCUGGCCAACAAUAACCUCCAGACACUGCCCAGAGACAUCUUUCGUCCCCUGGACAUCUUGAGUGACUUGGACCUCCGGGGCAACGCACUUAACUGUGACUGCAAGGUAAAGUGGCUGGUGGAGUGGCUGGCACACACCAACACCACAGUGGCCCCCAUCUACUGUGCCAGCCCGCCCCGCUUCCAGGAGCACAAGGUGCAGGACUUGCCUCUUCGGGAAUUCGACUGUAUCACCACUGAUUUUGUCCUCUACCAGACUCUGUCCUUCCCAGCAGUGUCUGCAGAACCCUUCCUUUACUCCAGUGACCUCUAUUUGGCUCUGGCCCAGCCUGGUGCCAGCGCCUGCACCAUCCUCAAGUGGGACUAUGUGGAACGACAGCUUCGUGACUAUGAUAGAAUUCCAGCCCCCUCAGCUGUGCACUGCAAGCCAAUGGUGGUGGAUGGCCAGCUCUAUGUAGUCGUGGCCCAGCUGUUCGGUGGCUCAUAUAUUUACCACUGGGACCCGAACACCACCCGCUUCACCAAGCUGCAGGACAUCGACCCACAGCGCGUGCGCAAACCCAAUGACCUGGAAGCUUUCCGCAUCGAUGGUGAUUGGUUCUUCGCGGUGGCUGACAGUUCCAAAGCAGGUGCCACCAGCCUCUACCGUUGGCACCAGAAUGGCUUCUAUUCCCACCAGGCCCUGCACGCCUGGCACCGCGACACUGACCUGGAGUUUGUGGAUGGUGAGGGCAAGCCACGGUUGAUUGUGUCUAGCAGUUCUCAGGCACCUGUCAUCUAUCAAUGGAGUCGUACUCAGAAACAGUUUGUGGCUCAGGGAGAGGUGACUCAGGUGCCUGAUGCCCAGGCUGUGAAACACUUUCGUGCUGGCCGAGACAGCUACCUGUGCCUUAGCCGCUAUAUUGGUGACUCCAAGAUCCUGCGCUGGGAGGGUACCCGUUUCUCAGAGGUGCAAGCCCUUCCCUCCCGAGGUUCACUGGCCCUACAGCCCUUCCUGGUGGGCGGUCACCGCUACCUGGCACUGGGCAGUGACUUCUCCUUCACCCAGAUCUACCAGUGGGAUGAGGGGCGACAGAAAUUUGUACGGUUCCAAGAACUGGCAGUACAGGCCCCUCGGGCCUUCUGCUACAUGCCUGCUGGAGAUGCCCAGCUGCUCCUGGCCCCCAGUUUCAAGGGACAAACACUGGUUUACCGACAUGUUGUGGUGGACCUUAGUGCCUAGAGGGAGGCUAAGUCCUUUGGGUUCCUCAGGGUGGUACUGUAUGAUGGUGAAGACCUCUGUGAGCAACUUGUGGCCCCAAAUGAGGUCACAUGUGGCUAACCUGUCUAUGUAAGACACACACACAUGUACACAGAAGUGGGCCUGGGCACACUCCAGAGACUAGCCCAGGGGAGCCAUUCCCAUUACUGUAGUCAGCACCUACAUAUGCGCCAGGCACCCAACAUCCAGGUCCUCCUCCAUGUGUGCACCAAUGGCUGCUCAUCUCCAGUGCUCCCAUACUCCGUCACUAGUGUGUCUGACUGAUUCAGUGGGUACAGGAAGGGGUGAGCCACAGCCUUCUCUUCUCAGCUUAGCCUUCUGCUCUCUGGCCUUUCCCCUGGAUGCUCAAGGUGUUUGUCUACCUGUUUAGCAUUCACAGUUGCAGCCUCCCUCCAGGUACGCCCACACUUCCAAGUGUGUCUGCCCAUGCCAUGCUCCUUCUGCAUGUGGACACUGAUGGAUAAACUCGGCUAUGUACUUGUGUAUACCUGGCCACACUCCUACUUCCGUAUAUGCACAUGUCUGGGAGUGUAUACACGAGUAUACGGGGUGCUGAACAAACCGGCUUCCUUGUAAUCGCCUAGCUGCUCUUCUUGGAGGGUGCCUACAGCACCCACACUUUCUCUGCUCUCCCCAUUGUGCCCCCUAUGUGGCUAAUAAGGAUAAUAACAGGAAGCAUGGCUGUGGCCUUCCAGGGACAAAGCCAUUUCAUCCCGAAGCACUAAUAACAAGAGGCAACAGCAACUGGGUUCUUGGCAGUACAGUAUAGCUUUCUUCUCAUUAGAAUUUCCUUCUGUGACUCAAUCCCAGCCCAACUGGACACGGGUGGAAAAGGGAGGCUUUCUCUGGAAUAGCUAUUGCUUUUUCAAGCUCGGGCCAUCUCCUUUCUCAUCCCAUCUUUGGGAUGUGGACCCUGAACUGUGAUUGCUCCUUGGGUGGAUAUAAAAACUAGACAAGGCAAGAAUCCUGGGAGAGCCUGUAUGGGUGCCAGGAACGUGUUGGUAGCCCUGGCACCCAUCCACUCCAUGGAGAUGCCCCCCACCCCACCCCAGGCACAGCUCAGUGGAGGCUGGAUGAGGGUGGCAGGAGGGACACCUGGAAACCAGGCUUCUGCUGCCCUCUGCUGUCCACUGGGAGCAGCAGCCCAGAAGCAGGAAAUGGCCAGGCUGAGAGAAAUUCUUGUGGCCUGAUGCCUGGAGCAUCUGGGGAUAAUGUUGAUUCCUUUGCUUCAAAUAAAGUUCCACCCCACUGCUA
Messenger RNA from Rattus norvegicus (Norway rat), 3338 nucleotides. The record is from RefSeq and is a predicted model, not a curated record. NCBI's taxonomy places the organism in Eukaryota, Metazoa, Chordata, Mammalia, Rodentia, Muridae.